Molecule: messenger RNA, 792 nt
Organism: Nestor notabilis (Kea)
Lineage: Eukaryota; Metazoa; Chordata; Aves; Psittaciformes; Psittacidae
Gene: PHF13
Product: PHD finger protein 13
Exons: 3
Biological process (GO): mitotic chromosome condensation
Molecular function (GO): chromatin binding
Source: RefSeq, a predicted model, not a curated record
CCGUUGCAGAAACGACAGAGAACCGUGGAGGAUUUCAACCAGUUCUGCACCUUUGUUUUGGCCUAUGCAGGCUACAUCCCCUACCCUGAAGAGAAUGAGCCCUGGACCCGUAGAGGCAGCAUGAGUCCCCAGAACAGCACAGGGAGCACUCAGGACAGUGAUAGCUGGGUCUCGUCCCAUUCCUCCGACUGCCAUGUCCUGAUGGAUGAUGGGAGGAGCAGGAACUCCAUGGCCAGGGGGGCUGUGGACAACAGCCUGCUCGUGAGCUGCCCAGCCUUUCCCACCAGCUUCUAUGAUGUCCAGCCCCAGCAAACCAAACGUAAGAAACCACCAGCAAAGAAACUCAUUUUGGAGCCAGAGGUGAAGAAGGUGCUGCUGAGCACUGGGAAGGGCUUUGGCACAGAGCAGGAUGGGGUGAAGGAGCUGGCUGCAGCAGAAGGACAGAUGAUUCCCAUGAAAGAGCAGCUCCUGGAGCCUUCCCUCAACGCAGCUGGGGACCCCCAGCCCAACUCCCUCCUGGAGGAGUUGGUGAAGGAGGAGAAGCACUGGAUGCAUAGAGAGCAGGACGACGAUGCCUGGGAUCUGAUCACCUGCUUCUGCCUGAAGCCCUUCGCAGGGAGGCCCAUGAUCGAAUGUAAUGAGUGCGCAACCUGGAUCCACCUCUCCUGUGCCAAGAUCCGCAAAUCCAACGUGCCUGAGGUUUUCAUCUGCCAGCGGUGCCGCGAUGCCAAGCAAGAGAUUCGCCGCUCGAACCGAGCUCGGACAGUGCCCCGCAAGCGCUUCUGUGACUGA